Spizellomyces punctatus DAOM BR117 is the source of this 2067-nucleotide messenger RNA. RefSeq lists its product as uncharacterized. The transcript is spliced from 4 exons. The coding region runs from base 293 to 1822 and encodes 509 amino acids. NCBI's taxonomy places the organism in Eukaryota, Fungi, Chytridiomycota, Chytridiomycetes, Spizellomycetales, Spizellomycetaceae. The record is from RefSeq and is a predicted model, not a curated record.
GACUCCCUGUUUGGCGGCUGGCGGCGACAACUCCCUUGCCAAUUCAACGGGCCCAACACAUAAGGCAACUUUUUCAUCUCCUCACGGCUCUCAAGUUCUAUUGCACUUUACCAUCUUUGCAUUCCCCAUGUUUACUAUGAGAUUCUAAUUCACAAGACUGCGACAGUUGCAAUAUCAAGUUAAGGAACAAAGUGCUGUCCGAUACCAGUUGCAAGUGAUCUGGACCCUGCCAUUGGCAGUGCUUCUUACCUUGCGUCUGUGGCUUCUUGCUGACACUGCCUUUGCGCUUGCGAUGCAAGACCCCUGGGCCAACUUGAACUUCCUAUCUGAAAACGAGUCUUCUUCAACAACCAUGAGGGGAUCCAUUGCUCCUGCUGCCGAUUACAAUGGAGUUUGGGUGGCCAAUAGUGACGAAGGGUUAGCGAGAGAUGGACGUGGAAAACUGGGUGCUGGUCGAAAACCUGCGGAUCGGGUAGAGAGCACAAGCUAUGAGAGAGGCUGGAAACGAGGACGGACUCCCAGUUUACUAGAUGGACCGUUCCAACAUGAGGAACCCAUAGAAGGGUGGACAGACUUUGCACAAGCCCUUUCACCCGAUCUUUCCUCUGAAGCAUCCCGCACGAGUCGUUCUGAGAACGGAAUUGAACUUACAAGCGGAGAGAGGGGAUCCCUGGAACUACCUAGCUUGAGAACUGGUAGUGCAGCGGACCGAGUGCGGCAGGAAGCCAUAGCAGCCAUGGGCUCGUCCACUAGACCAUUGCUUUCACUGGACGAAAUCGACCAACUUGGAUCUGUGGCCGAUCUCACACGAAACGACCACGUGCCAUUACGACGAUUGUCUUUGGCCAAUGGCGAAGAGAUAGAUACAUCUAGCACCACGAUGCACAGAGUUUCUCCUAAUGAUACCCUUGCUGGCGUAGCGAUUCUCUACCGUGUGAAGCUUUCAGAACUGAAACAAGCUAAUCGGCUGUGGAACGAUGAUGAUAUAAAGCUACGAGAGUUUCUAAUUAUUCCAAGAAACAGAAGCCUAGGUUCCGCGACGGACUCCGCAGCGCCUUCCUUUGUUUCAAAGAUCCCAAUCUCCCCACCGUCCAAGAUCCCUUCAGCUGGUGCGUCUACAUCAAGUUCCGAAAGGAAACCAUUUGGAAAGCGAAGCGUCUCGUCACCAAGUCUAGCCCCUGUAGCUGAAACGACAGAAGACUUACUUCGUCAAAUUGACUUGGAUCUCGCAUCUACAUUAACAACCUUGGGCAACCAAUCCUGGACAGCUGGCAAGUCGUCACAUGCUGGUGUUCCAUAUGGAUUUCCAUCUGUAUUGGAAGGAAAUAACAGCGGGACAGCGUCAAAUGGACAGAGUCCGAAUAAAGUCAGGCGCGGACAAGUUGGAAGCCUGGAAGACGUUCUUGGUCUUGCGUAUGGCCGGAGUAGAUCAGACAGUGGUGGAUCGAUCUCAAACCCAUUUCUUGCCAUCGAGAAUUGGAAUGAAUGGAUCCUCAACAAGUUAAAAUAUGUGUCAAAUGAAAUAGCUAGUCCAAGUAGAGAGGAAUAUUCUCCGAUUUCGACAGACGAGGACGAAGCGGAAUCCACUCCUCAAUCUUCCUUCUCUUCUCCUCGGUCUUCUGUCUCCUCCUGGACCGCUCGCACAUCUUGGGCACUGCCUUCGGGAAUACGGCGACGAACAGCAUCGGCCACAUCCGAGAUGCCCGUGGGUCCAAGGCGAGAACUAUCCCAAACAAGUUUUGGUAAUACACCUGACCUACUUGACUUUGGACAAGAACCUCGAUUGGAAGGAGUACGGGCAAGUGGGCACACUUCCACGUAAAUAUCUAGUUUUAGUAUAGGGUUAAGAGACAGAUAGUUGAAAACUGUGCCGCAAUAUCUCUAUUAGAGGAUUAAUGGUGAACACAGCCACCUUGGUGUGGUUGCGCAUUUUAGGCAUAAUUUCCAUUAGCAACUUGAGGACUUUGUCUUGUACCGUUGCAUAUACACUAAUCUAUAAUACGCCAUACUGUCAAAUAUUGGUCAAGUGUACGAGUCGUGGGCUCAUUUGUUUCAUUGAUUUGGUGA